CGCCCCAGCCAGGUCCACCCCCGGUCUGCGGAGACCUGGCGAGCCGCAGCCCCCGAGCGGCUGCCUAUAUAAGUCACCCGGCGCUGGCAGGGCGCACGGGAGCUUCCAGCCAGCGAGCCUUGGUCCUCCCCGGCGCGAGGGCGGGAAGACGAGAGGUGCGCCCGGUUCCACCUGCAGCCACUGCCCGCGCGCCGCCCAAGCUGCGAGCGUCCCCCGCCUCUCUGAAGUCAGGAAGCCGGUUUGCUGUCCCAGCGGGACAGGGGAGGAGAGGCAGGGAGAAAUUCCACCUUGCGGGGGCCCGAGUCCUUCGUCCUUGCGCCCGCUCGUCGCUCCGCAAUUUGAGCGAAGAUGGUGGGCCUGACAGCCUCGGACGUGCCCCCGACCAUGGCGGUCAAGAUCGUCUCUGCUGGCGUGGCGGCCUGUGUGGCGGAUGUGAUCACCUUCCCGCUGGACACGGCCAAAGUCCGGCUACAGAUCCAAGGCGAAUGCCAGACCUCCAGCACCAUUAAGUACAGAGGUGUCCUGGGAACAAUCACCACUCUGGCAAAAACAGAAGGGCCGAUGAAACUCUAUAGUGGGCUGCCUGCUGGCCUCCAGAGACAAAUAAGCUUUGCCUCUCUUAGGAUCGGCCUCUAUGACACCGUCCAGGAGUUCUUCAGCGCAGGGGAAGAAACAACAGCUGGUUUAGGAAGCAAGAUCUCAGCUGGUCUAACGACUGGAGGAGUAGCAGUAUUCAUAGGGCAACCCACAGAGGUCGUGAAGGUCAGACUUCAAGCACAGAGCCAUCUGCAUGGUCUCAAACCCCGAUACACCGGGACUUACAAUGCUUACAGAAUUAUAGCAACAACGGAAGGCCUGACAGGCCUUUGGAAAGGGACUACUCCCAAUCUGACGAGAAAUGUCAUCAUCAAUUGUACAGAGAUAGUUACUUAUGAUCUAAUGAAGGAGGCCCUCGUGAAAAACAAACUACUAGCAGAUGACCUACCCUGCCACUUUGUGUCAGCUCUCAUCGCCGGAUUUUGCACAACUGUUCUGUCCUCUCCAGUGGAUGUGGUAAAAACCAGAUUUGUUAAUUCUCCACCAGGACAGUACACAAGUGUGCCCAACUGUGCAAUUACAAUGCUCACUAAAGAAGGACCACUGGCUUUUUUCAAAGGAUUUGUACCUUCCUUCUUGCGACUCGGAUCCUGGAACGUCAUUAUGUUUGUGUGCUUUGAACAGCUGAAGAGGGAACUGAUGAAGUCAAGGCAGACCAUGGACUGUGCCACAUAAUCGUCUUCAGGAAAAGGAUGUAACACAAUGGUGGGAAUCUGUGCUGACUGACCAGAUAAUUAACAUCCAAAACAAACAGAA
This is a messenger RNA of Herpailurus yagouaroundi (jaguarundi), 1353 nucleotides long. RefSeq names its product uncoupling protein 1 (gene UCP1). NCBI's taxonomy places the organism in Eukaryota, Metazoa, Chordata, Mammalia, Carnivora, Felidae. The record is from RefSeq and is a predicted model, not a curated record. Bases 349 to 1272 code for a protein of 307 amino acids. The transcript is spliced from 6 exons. Gene Ontology annotation, biological process: transmembrane transport.